CAAUUGAUCGUCAUGGAAAUGAGCAUACAGGGUGGUUCAGAAAGCAUUUCCAGACCUGGAUCAAGAGAAUCUUCUGAGAUCACACAAAGAGGGUCAUAUGAUAUUAAUGCAACUGAUGAAGAGAAGCAAGAUCCAAAACUGCAGAGGGCAAUUGAGGAGAUGAGGAGGCUUGAUGAACUACUGUCUCUAUGCAUGUGCAGAGAAAAAGAAGCCAAGCGUCAAAGGAAACAAUGCCAAGCUGAACUCUGGCAAGAGCUAAUGGAGAGCUUACCUGAGGGCUACUCUGGAUGCAGCCACGAAGCCAUGAACGCAAGGCUGUUUUGGGCUUUGGAAGCACCGAUUGGCUCCCUAGAGAGAGAGGACAUUCAGUCACUGUUUCAGACUCAGACAGAUGACGUUGAAAUGGAUGGAAGACUACAACAAAUAUUACAGAGUGAAGAGAGAGCAGACGACAUGAUCGAAGGAGCCGAGUCUGUGCGCGAGGAGCCGGACGACGGGAGCCACAGUGACGCCACCAAGGGCAAGAAGAGACAGAAGAACUUUGUCAAGAGAAAUAUUGAGCUUGUCAGGGGCAGAGGAGGCCAAGUGCUAUUGACGCAGGCAGAGGAAGAGCGUCUGACUGAGCUCUUGCGAGACAUAGAUGAAGAGGAAGAGAACAGUGCCAGAGGCACAGACAACGAGGAGGACAUGUGGGCCGUGCCUGUUUCGGCAAGCCAGGGUUACACCCCGGAGACGUCUGACCUGCAGCAGCUGAUUGCCAUCGACUCCAAACUUCGCCUUUUCCAGCCUGCCAUCGAACUUCCCUCAUUGCAACGCUCCUACGCACUCCUAAAAGAGGAACGUGCCUCGGACAUUGACCUGCGGCAUGAUGGGGACCCUCAGCCAGGAGAAAAGGUCCUGCAGGACAUCAAGGAGAGGAGGACGCAGGAGAAGCAGCUCCUGGAGAUCCAACGGCAGCUGGACCUUCUGGGCCAGGACCAGGAGAUGACAAGCGAGCCGGAGAGCCUCAGCGAGGAGCAGUUACUUUUCCUGCUGGAUGGUUGUGAGCUGACGGAGACGGAGCCAGAACCUUGACACAAACGUUGACUUCCUCCACGCGAGACCCCCGCUGUCAAGAUGUCCGUCAAACCGCGCGCGCCAUCGUUUGACAUCACGCUUCCUGACCUCCGGUGUACGGAGCAAGCGUAACGGAGAGAUUGUGCCGAGUGUAUUCAUUUCACUGUCACAAUAUGCAAUUGUAACUCGUAAAAAUCGGAGUGAUUCACAGUCUUCUAGAUACGUCGAGUCUUUGUGAAUGUAAAGAGUUAUAGAUCAGAUGUCGCGUAUACACGUGCCUGCAGCUGCUGUAUUUAACCAACUUUUCAUCAAAGGUUCCUCCAUGCUUUCACUCGAGAUAAAUUCCCACACUUGGAUUGGUGUAUUUUUUUUUUUUGUAAAAAGGAAUGAUGGUCUCUCUACUGAACUACUUUGUCAUACCAACAA
Molecule: messenger RNA, 1482 nt
Organism: Hippocampus comes (tiger tail seahorse)
Lineage: Eukaryota; Metazoa; Chordata; Actinopteri; Syngnathiformes; Syngnathidae
Gene: fsip1
Product: fibrous sheath interacting protein 1
Exons: 9
Coding region: 13-1074 (353 amino acids)
Source: RefSeq, a predicted model, not a curated record